AUGAUGCAACAAACACAUGAUCCCCCAUCAAUAGAUGAAGAACUUAUAAAACUUGUUGAUUCAUUGAUGACGCAAGAUCCCCGCCAUGAUGAAAUCAUCCAAGAAAAGUUAUCGCAAUAUGAAUUAGAAUUAAUAGAAGAUGAAUUACAUAAUGAAACUACUCCAAAAUUUGAUUAUGGAACUUGCAUGAAAUCCAAAAUUCGAGUAUUGAUCAAGUUGUACGAUAAGGAUCAAGUUUACGAAAUUUUAAAUGAGCUUAAAAUAUAUUUGGAUUGUUAUGAACAAAACUGUUCUUUAUUAAUUCAUUUUUACGGAAUAUCUAAACAUCCUGAAAACAAUGAGUAUAUUAUUGUGAGGCAAUAUGCUCAAUGUGGUUCAUUACAAGAUUACAUUUUACAAAAUUUUUAUAGGUUGGACUGGGAAAUCAAACUCCAUUUACUUUUUUAUCUUGCCGAGGAUUUAAAAGCUUUGCAUAACGCAGGAUACGUUCACUGGAAUUUACAUCCGGCUAAUAUUUUGGUACUUGAUAACAGCUUGUGUGCAAUGGGAUCAUUUUCAAAUUGUCAUAAAGCAUUUUCCUUGCUAAAAGAUAUCGAAGUGGUAUUUGAAUGGAGAUCAUAUUUAUCACCAGAAUAUAUACGAAACAAAUCUCACACAAAGUCAAGUAACAUUUAUACAUUUGGGAUGAUAAUGUAUACGGUUGGAGUUGGACAAAUUCCUUUUGAACCUUUCAAAAGAUUUGAAGAUAGUCAGUUUUUAGCCUUAGAUAUUUGUCAGGGAUUACGUCCAGAUAUUUCGGAUGAUGUACCAAAAAUUUUCAAGGAAUUAAUUAUAAAAUGCUGGGAUCCAAACCCAAAUUUGCGUCCUGAUAUCUCUAAAGUAUAUGAUACUCUAUUACAGUGGUGGUCAUCAAUUUAUCAUAAUAAAUGUCUAACCCCAUUAUGUUUGGAAUUUCUUGCGGCUGAUAAUAGGAAUUAUACCAAAUCCCUAGAGAGCAUUCGAAAGCCAGAUAUCAGUAGGACAAAAGAUAUUGUAUUUCCGGCGAACGGUCAAUUAGAACCAUUAGAAUUAAUUAAUUUUGUUGUAGACAAUUAUUUUGAAAAAUUCAUUAAUAAAGAUGAACUGACAUUAAUGGAACAACUUGAUGUUGACGAAUGUACACAAGAGUAUUUACUUGUGUUGCAAUAUGCUGAUGGUGGAAAUUUACGCGAUUACCUUGAUAAACAUUUUCCAUCAUUGACAUGGGAUGAUAAGAUUAGAUUGGCUUAUCAAAUUACUGAGGGAAUAAAGUUUUUACAUGGAGAAAAUAUUCUUCAUCGAGAUUUACAUUCUAAGAAUAUCGUAAUUCAUCAGGGCGAAGCGAAAAUAAUUGAUCUUGGAAUCGCAAAAAGUACCGAAACAGAAACAGAUGUUCAUUCGGAAGUUUUUGGAAUGAUUCCAUAUAUUGAUCCCAAACUUUUAGAAAAUCUCAGUUAUAAACAUCACAAGUCGUCAGAUAUUUAUAGCUUGGGAGUGUUAAUGUGGGAACUAUCCAGUGGUAGGCCUCCCUUUGCAAAACAAAAUGAAGCUGUUUUGAUUUCUCAUUUAAUAGAUGAUGAGUUGAAGGAUGAUAAUAAUUCUACUUCAGAAACAAAUGACUUUUACGAAGAUACAUCACUUGAUUUAUGUAUUAACUUUUUAGUUUACGAUAUAGAUAAUAAACAAAUGUAA
Molecule: messenger RNA, 1710 nt
Organism: Funneliformis geosporum
Lineage: Eukaryota; Fungi; Glomeromycota; Glomeromycetes; Glomerales; Glomeraceae
Source: the annotation of a GenBank genome assembly